UUCAAGGAAGUGAUGUAUUCUUUUUGCUACUCCAGGAACUAGAAACACUUUGGAAUGUAUUUUUUCUGACUGCUUAAAAUGAUUUAAGUACAAAGAUACUUGUUACAGAGAUAAUCACAAGUGUUAAAAACUUUGUUGCAACCUAACCUUUCAAAUUUGGACUUCAAUAUUUAUCUUUUUUUAGAACUUCUGUUCUCCAGGAUUCAGAAUGAACAGCCUUUUCUUGCUUCUGUUAGUUCUUCUUUUCAGUAAGGACUUUUCAGGAGUAGAUGGGAAGAAAUGGAAAGGUGAAGGUACAACACCUAACCUGGACAGCAUUAUAAUUGGAAGGUGUUAUGAGUACAUUAGAAUUGUGAAUCCUGCUGUUGGUGAGAAGAACUGUUCUGAGCUGCUGGAAGCAUUUAAGAAGGCUUUUAUGAACAAGGAUCCUUGCAACAUUUUACCAUCAGACUAUGAAUUAUUUAUUAACCUGUCACAACACUCAAUUCCACCUAACAAGUCUCUAUUCUGGGAAAACAACCAAUUUCUAGUCAGUAGCUAUGCAGCUAGAACUCGUCGAUACAUGCCCCUGGGUGAUACUCUAAUUGGGGCCUUUGGAGAUCUGCUGAACUGGUGUGGACAAGCAAACAACACUGAAGUAGAUGACUCCUGCCCGACCACAGAAGAAUGUGAAAAUAACGCAGUAGAAUCUUUCUGGCGGAUUGCAUCAAUCAAUUAUGCAAAGCAGAGUUCUGGAAUAAUACAUGUCAUGCUGAAUGGUUCUGCAACAGGAGGAGCCUAUCCACUUAAAGGUUUUUUUGCAGACUUUGAAAUUCCUAAUCUCCAGAAAGAAAGAAUCUCACAGAUUGAAAUAUGGGUUAUGGAUGAUAUUGGAGGACCAGAUCUGGAUUCCUGUGGAAAAGGCAGUGUACAAACAUUAGAAACCCAACUGAAAGAGAUGGGUUAUGACAUCACUUGCAUUGACAAUUAUAAAUCUGUAUUGUUCUUACUCUGCCUGGAUCAUCCUGAUCACCCCAGUUGUCCUGUUGUAUCAAAUAAGGAUUGCCUAAAAAUAUGGGAGACAUUACAAGAUGCAUUUAUGUACAAGAACCCAUGUAAUAUUACAACAGAUGACUAUCAGCCUUUAAUGGAUUUAGCAAGACAUCCUGUACCAUGCAACAAGUCACUGUUUUGGAGCAAGACAAAUGAACUGGUUCACCGUUACACAAAAAUUGACCACAAUUUCCUUACACUGGAGGACACCUUGUUGGGUUACAUAGCUGACCAGGUGUCAUGGUGUGGUGAUCCAGCCGGUCCAGGCAUUAACUAUGAAUCUUGUCCAAAGUGGACCGAAUGUGAGAGCAACCCCAGCACUGUAUACUGGAAAAUGGCAUCCAAAAUGUUUGCAGAAGAAGCGUGUGGUGUGGUUCAAGUGAUGCUCAAUGGAUCAAUAGAUGCUGGAGCAUUCAGAAGCAGCAGCAUAUUUGGCAGUGUUGAGAUCUUCAACCUAGACCCAAAUAAAGUUUCUACAAUACAGAUCUGGCUUAUGCACAACAUCGGAGGUCCUAAAAGGGACUCUUGUACAGGUUACUCCAUAACAAGGUUAAAAAGCAUCCUAGAAGAACGAAACUUCAUUGUCUCCUGUGAAGACAAUUAUAGGCCAGUUUGGCUUUUUCAGUGUGUGAGUGAGCCGGGCCACGAAGACUGCAGACUUUGCUUCUGUGGCAUACAGUGAAAUGCACAGUACUCUACACUAAGUCAUUCAUCAACUGUGUAUAAUAACACUCAAAAGGAAUACGUGGAUAAUUUGUAGAGUAAUAAAUAGAACACUUGUAUGUACAUACACCAUAGCAGAAGCAGAAAUUCUUGCUCUGGCACAAACAGAUGAAUGAAUGGAAACACUAUUUUAGGUGUAGUUACUGAACACUGCACAGCUUCCUGUUAUAUGGCUUCCAACCUCUUCAGCCUAAAGGCCAAACAUCCUAUCUCAUAAAGGUCAAGGCUAGGGACAGAUAUUCAAAAAGCCUAAGCCCUUGAUUCAAUCUUUGCAGCUUAGUCUAACCUGACUAGGCUGAACUGGUUUGAAACUGGUCAGAUAUUCUCUCUGGACUGAGGAAAUUCAGGCACAUGCCUGCAGUGGCUCAGACUAAACACCAGAGGGCGCUAGAGCAGCCCUCCCUUCCCUUCUGCAGGGAGCUGAGCUGAGAGGGGCAUGGCCAGGCCCCAGCAGGACUCUCUCAUUAGGGAGGUCUGCCUGCACCAUCCCACGCUUUUCCCAGCUGGCUGCUCAAAGGGCGGGAGUGUUGCCAGCCCUCGAGCCUGUGCUAGCACUGUGAGAUGGUGGGGGCAGGCAGUGCAGUGCAUGUAUCUGUUGAUGAUAUGGAGCUUUUCAAUCUUCUUCCCUGCUUCAUCAUACCAUCUGCAGCAAACUGACAGGCAAGCAAGCCAGCUAGGGGGUUGAUAAUAGUCUUUAUCACCCAAUUAGCAAAACAAUAGCCUCUCUCCACAUUACUUCAAACUUCUUAAACAGCUUACCAGCUGACCUGCUGAUUAGCUCCAAAAGCCCUAAGCAGUCACUGUUCUGUCUGCCUAUCCCAGUGAAAUUGGAGAGAGACACACACACAGACACCUCUUGGCAUUAGCUAGCAUACCACAUUCUGGCUACAGUCUGUGCUGUGGCAAAGAGGAGGAAGGGAUCUCUACUUAAGCAGUGAGUGGGGAGAGGGGGGUACAGGGAAGCCAGCAGACCCUGCUGUGCCUGCAAGUCUGUGCCAAGCUCUGGCCAGAGAGCAUAGAGAAAGGGCCAGCUCUGCUGUGGAGCAGAGAGCCUUGUCCAGCCCAGAGAGCAUGCUGGGAUGCUGAGGGACUCUGAUCUAACUUAAACCAGCGAGGGGUCUGGGACAGAUGUUGCAUAAACCAGUUUGAGCCAAAUCAGUUAAGUCUGAUACUACAUUCAGCCAGGUUUAUCUCAAACUGGUUUCAGCCAUUUUCAAACUGGUUUAUGUGCACUGAACAUCUGUUCUGUUACAGGUUUAAACCAGUUUCUGAUCACUUAAACCAGUUUAUGUGUAAAGUCUUUCCCUAGCCCAAAAGUUUGCAAUGAGUAUUUCAAGCCAGAUUUUCUGUCCCUCCAACUCAAGUUGGGCAAAGGAAAAGAAACCACUGGUAAGUCCCCUGGUAGAUGUAUAAAAGUGACAGUAAUCAAUUCUUUGCUCUCCUCAAGGCAGCCCGGCAGCACAAAAGAGCAUGAGCAGUCAGAACAGGAAGUGGCUGGAGCGUGCCAUAUUUUGCUGCCCCCCCCAUUUGGAACACGGUCCUUAGGGGAACGUUGCCAAAUGACAACCUGGAGACACCCACAGGCUAGUGUGAGCUGCACCAAUAGAAUCAGUUUCAGUUCUGCUGCUUCUUUUUUUCUCCUUUCCCAGGAUGCCUGCCUGGCUGUGUGGGGAAAUGGAAGCACUCCCCUCAGCUCAGGCAGAACCAACUGAGCCUUGGUCAUCUUCUCUUGGGGAGGGGGACUGGGGUUCCAUCUGCCUAGUUGGCAAGUAGAGAACUAUAAAUAUCCAGAACCACUUUUGUAUCCCUCCUUAGCAUGCCAUAAGUGGCCAGUGAAGACAAGGUGAAAGAAGCAGCUGCUCAGACACAUUCAACUAACCCUGGAGCCACUCUUGUGGUUUCAGGAUAAAGGGACUGGAGACAGUGCAGUAAGGCAGGAGAAAGCAACAGCUGAUUCCAAUACUGUCACUUAAAAAUUCCCAGACACAGCUCAUGAAAGGCAUUUUCAGUCCUGAAUUGAAUUUGCUUCCAUUUUACAGGCAUUGCAUAAGUUUUAAGAACACUUAUUAUAACACUGAAAAUAUGGGGCCAGAUUUUGGACCUUGGUUCCAGCCUCUUUGGACCACUUUAGUGACACAGAGGGAAUGGAGAGUUGCUGUAAGAGAGAUCUCUAGGUAUUGCAGUGCCAGUAUAGCCAACACUUUAGGGACAAGCAGAUGUGCAGCUCCCCUGUAUAAGUCAUGGCACUUCACAGAAAGUGCCAUGAGUUAGACUGAUUCUUCUGCCCCAACAGAUGUUAGCUCUUGGGUCAGAAGGAUGGGGGAUUGAGCUCCAAUUUGGACCUGAUCUAGGAAGAGAGGCUGCAUCUCUGCAGCCUCCUCCUUUAGCUCUGUCCCCCUUUCCACGCCUCUGGUGCUGUCUCAGGAUGGAAGGGGAAGAAAGCAGGGGAGGGAGGUCCUUUCUGGGGUUUCCCCAGCUGGUGCUGGAGUUGGGGGGUAGGUGGAUUGGAGCCCCCCCCCUCCAGUCCACCCUCCCCACUCUCCAGCACCAACUGGGCAACCCCCUGAAAGAGCUCCCUCCGCUCUCUUCCCCUGCUCCCAUUCUGAGAUGGGUUGGGCUGUGUCAGCUCAGCCCUGCUCCCAGUACAUACAGACACAAGUUAAUGGAGGCACUCUGCUUUGGAGCACCUUCAUCUGAAUGCGCAUGUAAAAAAGGGUCCAUAUUGUUGCGGGAUCAGGCCCUUGUAAAGCACUCUGCAGCUGCACACUUUGUUUGGUCAUGGCUGUAGAGCACUUUCAGGUGCUAGAUCAAGUACAAAUUGUCACUUCUCUCUGUGCUUUUUGCCUGGCUCCUAGUACAGAAGGGAGAUGGCUGGAAUGCAAUGUAACUUCAGCUGCUCUACAUAAAGCUGGGAGGUCUAGAAAACCUCAGGUUAGAAUACUAGGAAGGUCCUUAGAGAUGGUGUCUUUUACCAGGCUCUUCACUGUGCAGAGCUUGGCUUCCCCUGUGGAUAUAGGCCAUUGUGCUUACAUUAAGUAGAACAUUUAUUUUUCAAUUGAACUCUGAUAGGUAGUGACUGCUAUUAACUCAGACUUACAUUGUUAACCUUAACUCAGUUUAUUUCUGACAAAAGAGUUUGAGGAUUUGUCUUACUAUUCACUUUUGUACUGAAUUAUGCCAUAAUAUGAAACACUGAAUGUAAAAUUGUGAGGUAUUUUCAAAUCUCAAAUGGCAGCUUUACUAACGUUAUGGUUAGUUUUGGACUGGAUAUUAAAUACGUAAAUUAUUAAAGCAAGAGAGAGAUUAUCACAUGGAUUAUAACAGUGAGAAAAGUAAAUUUAUUUUGGAAGUUUCCAAAAUAAUGAUGAUAAUAAAGAAUAAAUCAGUCAA
This is a messenger RNA of Alligator mississippiensis (American alligator), 5145 nucleotides long. Its product is annotated as ADP-ribosyl cyclase/cyclic ADP-ribose hydrolase 2. The transcript has 15 exons. NCBI's taxonomy places the organism in Eukaryota, Metazoa, Chordata, Crocodylia, Alligatoridae. The coding region runs from base 209 to 1714 and encodes 501 amino acids. Gene Ontology annotation, molecular function: NAD+ nucleosidase activity; phosphorus-oxygen lyase activity. Gene Ontology annotation, cellular component: plasma membrane. The record is from RefSeq and is a predicted model, not a curated record. Gene Ontology annotation, biological process: positive regulation of B cell proliferation.